UUAUUUAUAGGUAAAUUAAAUGACAAAAUAUUUAUUUCAAUUUUUAAUAACAUUUGUAUCAAAUAAUUUAUAUGAAAAACAUUUCCAUGUUUUUUUAUACAUUUAUUAUUCGAACCAUUUUAUGAUGAAUUAUUUCAUAAAAAUGAUAAACAAUGAUUAAAUUUAUUUAAUAAAAAAAUUUCAUUAAAUAAUGAAGAAUUUAAUUUAAAUUUUUUAUGAAAUAUUUAUUGAAUAUAUUCAACAUUCAUUAUUAUUAUUAAAAACAUUCAUUUAUAAAUUAUGUGUUUAUAUACAAAAACAAAUUGAUUAUAUUAUUAUAAAUUUUAUAAAUAUUAAUAAUAAAAUUUAUUGAUUAUUUAAAUAAUUUAAAAAUUACUAAUCAAGAAAAUUUUGAAAUAAAAAAAAUUGAAUUUUAUUAAAAUAUAUUUGUUCAAUGUCUUACAAAAGAUUUACAAAUAAUACUUCAAUUAUUUUAUAAUGAUGAAAAUGAAAUAUAAUUAGAAAAGAAUUAAUCGAUGAUUUAUGAUUAUGUUGUAUAAGAGAAAAUUAUUUAGAUGUUAUAUUAAUUAAAAAUAAACAAUAUGAGGAUAUUAUUCAUAUAUGAAUAUUAGCGACAAUUUGGAGUAGUACAUCAUAUUUAAAAUAUUUAAUGAAAUGUUUUAGUUAUUUUUUAAAUGAAAAUAAACAAUUAAUUAUUGAAUUCAUUUGGAAUAUUAUGCAAAUUGAUCAUACGUAGUUUUUCUUAGAAACAAAUAAUAAAAAUAAAUUGAUUUGUUUUUUUUUAGCUGAUAUUCUACUUUCUUAUUUAACAUAUGUAUCAAAUUCAAUGAUUGAAUCUACUAGUUUAAUAGCAUUAACUCCGAAUGAAUUUGACAUUCUUCUUAUUCUCAGUUGUAAACAAUCAAAAAGUGAUAAAAUUGAACAAUUAUGUUCAAUAUUUUUUCGUUUACUUCGUCAACAUGUACUUUCAAACAAGAAGAAAAAAUUUUUAAAUAAAACAUUGGAACAAAAUUUAAAUAUUUCAAUUGUUAAAAUUUUACAAAAUUUAAUAAUUCAUAUUGGAAAUUCGUUAGAAAAAUAUUUACAUUUAUGA
Messenger RNA from Rotaria sp. Silwood2, 1093 nucleotides. NCBI's taxonomy places the organism in Eukaryota, Metazoa, Rotifera, Eurotatoria, Philodinida, Philodinidae. The record is from the annotation of a GenBank genome assembly.